AUGUUGUUCAGGCGACACUUGGGGCGCGAUCGCGCCACCGAGUCCGAUGAAAACUCCUCCACUCCACCAAACGGAACCGUGGCGUAUGAUGGCGACUUCAAGUACGUUGGAGAGGUCGGCGGUAAUGAUGCGCCAGAGAUGUUCCAAGAGGCAGGUGGUGCCCCUGUAGAAAGUCACUCGCCACUUGGCUACAAUGUCGGACCUAUCACCAUCUUGUUUUUGAACAUCAGCAUGAUGAUUGGAACUGGAAUCUAUUCGACACCAUCUUCUAUCCUCAAAGGCACCGGCUCCGUCGGCCUUAGCAUGAUCUAUUGGGUAUUGGGAGGCAUCAUCUCGCUCUGUAGUGGUGCUGUCUACCUGGAAUUUUCGGCGUAUUUUCCAAGUCGAUCGGGUGCUGAAGUCGUGAAUCUGGAGCAGGCCUAUCCCUCGCCGCGCUUCCUUUUCCCGACGGCAUUUGCCAUGCAAAAUGUGAUUCUCUCUUUUCGAAGCAGUAAUUGUAUCGUGCUUGCAAACUACCUCUUCGCCACGGCUGGUCGUACAGGCACAGAUUGGCAGAUCAAGGGUGUAGCUAUUGUCGCCUACACUGUUGCUGUCAUUGCCGCCAUCCUUCAUACAAAGGGUGCAUAUUACCUAUCAAAUGGAAUCGGCGCCAUCAAGCUCCUCACGCUGGUGUUUAUUGCGAUCACUGGCUGGGUAGUCCUGGCUGGCCACACCUCGGUCGAGAAUCCAAAGGCACAUUUUCAAAAUGCAUUUGAAGGGACCGCGACACCUUAUGGGGUGACCAAUGCACUUUAUCGAAUUAUCUUCUCCUACGCUGGCUAUAACAAUGCAUUCAAUGUUGUGAACGAGAUCAAGAAUCCCGUGAAACAAAUCAAGAGAAAUGGCACUAUUUCUAUCUUGACUGUCAUGGCUCUCUACAUUUUUGCGAACAUAGCAUAUUUCGCCGCCGUGAAAAAGGAAGACUUGGAAAAUUCAGGCACCAUUGCAGCGACACUGUUCUUUUCGUCCGUCUUUGGAUCCAGUAAAUCUUCCCGGGGACUCAACUUUUUGAUCGCGCUCAGCUCCUUCGGUAACCUGAUUGCCGUACUGAUCGGUGCCGGGCGCCAGUUGCGAGAAUGCGGAAGGCAAGGAGUCUUACCAUGGACUCGUUACUGGGUUUCGACUUGGCCCUUUGGUACACCUGCUGGCCCGUACCUCUUUGAUUGGGCCAUAACAGUCCUGGUCAUUUUGGCCGUUCCUACUGGUGAUGCUUUUAAUUUCGUCAGCGACCUUGCAGUGUUUCCCAGUUCCUUUUUCAGCCUUGCCAUGGCUAUUGGACUCUAUGUUGUUCGUUGGCGUCGCAAGAAGGCAAACCUUCCCGAGCCUGCCUUCAAAGCGUGGCAUCCCGUGGUCAUUUUCAAUAUCCUGGUCCAGCUCUACCUGAUUGUGAUGCCCUGGUAUCCUCCCGCUGCUGGCAAGGGCGAUGUCUCGUUCUGGUACGGCACAUAUGUCGUUACGGGCAUUGGUAUUGUACUCACUUGCAUCGCUUACUACGUACUCUGGGUCAAGCUGCUUCCCAAAUGGCGAGGGUAUGAACUGCGUCAAGAGGUUUUGCAACUGGAAAGUGGCGCCCAGGGUCAUCAGCUGGUCAAAGUGCCCAUUGAGCAAGUUGCCGAGUGGGAUGCGACGCACGAUGCCAUCGGGCGCCCAAUCGGUGCCGUGAGCUCCAACGAUGCCCGCACCGAGGUCCAGUUUUCUAGCCUCGCCGCAGAAAAGGCCUGA
Pestalotiopsis fici W106-1 is the source of this 1761-nucleotide messenger RNA. RefSeq lists its product as uncharacterized. Gene Ontology annotation, cellular component: membrane. The coding region runs from base 1 to 1761 and encodes 586 amino acids. Gene Ontology annotation, molecular function: L-amino acid transmembrane transporter activity. Lineage: Eukaryota; Fungi; Ascomycota; Sordariomycetes; Amphisphaeriales; Sporocadaceae. Gene Ontology annotation, biological process: amino acid transmembrane transport. The transcript has 8 exons. The record is from RefSeq and is a predicted model, not a curated record.